Xenopus laevis (African clawed frog) is the source of this 5239-nucleotide messenger RNA. It is a transcript of the gene abcc2.L, whose product is annotated as ATP binding cassette subfamily C member 2 L homeolog. The transcript has 33 exons. The record is from RefSeq and is a predicted model, not a curated record. Gene Ontology annotation, cellular component: apical plasma membrane; membrane; plasma membrane. Gene Ontology annotation, molecular function: transmembrane transporter activity; ATP hydrolysis activity; ABC-type xenobiotic transporter activity. Bases 140 to 4804 code for a protein of 1554 amino acids. Gene Ontology annotation, biological process: xenobiotic transport; transmembrane transport. NCBI's taxonomy places the organism in Eukaryota, Metazoa, Chordata, Amphibia, Anura, Pipidae.
GGGCAGGGAGGAACUGCAGUGACUCUGAAAGAGAUGGUGGAGAGACUAUUGUAACCAUCUAAGGAGUGUAAGUGGCUGUGGCAGAGCACAAAGCACAAUCCCAAAGCAGGCAGAUCCCGUGAGAUUCCGUGUCAACAACAUGUCUAAAGCUUUGGAUUCAUAUUGUGGUUCUGUUUUCUGGAAUUCGUCACUCUUGGAAAGUGCAGAACCUGACCUUCCCCUGUGCUUUGAACAGACUGUUUUGGUUUGGAUUCCUCUUAUCUUUUUUUGGCUUUGUGCCCCAUGGCAGCUUCUUCGCUUGUGUAAACCAGGGGUUGUUAAAUCCCCUAUAACCCGCCUCUAUCUAGCCAAGCAGUGCCUGACAUUGCUCCUAUUCUUCACGUCCAUUGCUGGCAUAGGAAUUACUGUGGCGGAACAUGUUAAAGCCCAGUCCAACUCUACCGAACCACUCCCUGUCGUCCUCUAUGUCAAUCCAGCAAUCUAUGCAGCUACCUGGUUGCUAGUUUUGCUCAUUCAUCACACCAGGCGAUAUUAUGCUCGGAAAGAUACCGGCACCCUUUUCCUCUUUUGGACUCUCUCUGUCAUUUGCGGAGUUUUUCCACUUCAGACUUUUAUCCGGAAAGCACUGAAGGAUGAUAUACCCGAUCUUCCCCGGGUCUGUUUGUUUUUCAUCUCCUACUCUCUGCAAGUUCUUACAUUGAUCAUCUCUGCCUUUUCGGAAAAAAAUGAAAGCACCAAACAGAAUCCAGAGCUGACUGCAUCGUUCCUAAGUAGAAUAUCCUUCAACUGGUACAACAGCAUUGUUAUUAAAGGCUAUAAAAAGCCUCUAGAGAUGGAAGAUCUGUGGGAUUUAAAUGAGGAAGACAAAACCCAAAAUAUGUAUGAAACUUUUGAAAAGCACAUGAAACAUGAAGUGAGAAGAGCAAGGAAGGACUUGGAAAAACGUAAAAAUAAAAGAAAACACAAGGAGGCUGGAAUUGAAAUGAAUGGCAUAAGCAAGGCACAGAGCCAAGAUGUCCUUGUAAUGGAAGAAAAGAAGAAAAAAAAGAAGGAAAAGAAGAAGGAAAAAUCCGUAGAUGGAACCACUAAAGAUUUUCCCAAACGCUGGUUAAUUAAAACACUAAUAAAAACCUUCCCACGUACCUUAAUAAUGUCGGCUAUCUUUAAGCUUCUGCAUGAUUUGCUGACGUUUGUCAGCCCACAGAUUUUAAAGUUAAUGGUGACUUUUACGGCUGAUCCAUCUCAGUACCAAUGGCAGGGAUUUUUCUAUGCAGUGUUGCUCUUAGUAGCCGCAUUACUACAGUCCUUUUUGCUUCAGCAAUAUUUUCAUGGCUGCUUCGUUUUGGGAAUGAGAGUGAGAAGCCUCCUAAUGGCUGCAGUAUAUAAAAAAGCACUAACUGUGUCAAACUCCAUUCGGAAAGAAUCAACAGUUGGGGAAACUGUGAACUUGAUGUCUGCGGAUGCCCAGAGAUUCAUGGACUUGACAAAUUUUAUUCACUUACUGUGGUCCUCCCCGCUGCAGAUUGCUAUUUCUAUAGUCUUUCUCUGGGAAGAAUUAGGUCCCUCAGUCCUUGCUGGACUUGGAGUGAUGAUCUUGCUGAUACCCAUCAAUGCAGUGUUGGCCACAAUAUCAAGGAAGCUACAGAUGAAGAACAUGAAAAACAAAGAUAAAAGAAUGAAGAUUAUGAAUGAAAUGCUCAAUGGUAUUAAGAUUCUAAAGCUGUAUGCCUGGGAGUCAUCUUUUGAGGAUCAAGUGCAAGAAAUCCGGGAGAAGGAGCUGAAAGACAUGUUACAUUUUACUUACCUGCACUCAGUGUCCCUGUUUGUUUUCACCUGUGCACCAUUCUUGGUCUCUGUUGCAACUUUUGCUGUCUAUGUUGCAGUAGAUCCAAGCAAUGUUCUAAAUGCAGAAAAAGCUUUUACUUCUAUAUCCUUGUUUAAUAUUCUACGAUUUCCGCUCGCCAUGCUUCCGAUGCUUAUUUCCAAUAUGGUGCAGACAAGUGUAUCAAGUGCCCGUCUCGAGAAAUAUUUAGGAGGGGAUGACCUAGAUACCUCAGCCAUUCAAUAUGAUCCAAAUAUCGAUGCUGCUGUUCAGUUUUCUGAUGCUACAUUUUCUUGGGAGGAAGAUUCAAACCCUGCAAUCAACAAUGUGAAUCUGGAUGUCAAAGAAGGUCACCUGGUUGCAGUAGUGGGUGGAGUAGGGUCCGGGAAAUCAUCGCUUGUUUCUGCAAUGCUUGGAGAAAUGGACCAUGUCAGUGGACACAUCAACAUCAAGGGUUCCAUCGCUUAUGUUCCUCAGCAAGCAUGGAUCCAGAAUGCCACAGUAAAGAACAAUAUUCUUUUUGGAUCAAAGAUGAAUGAAGAGCGUUACCAAAAGGUUUUAGAAGCAUGUGCCCUUCUUCCAGAUCUGGAGAUGCUUCCUGGACACGAUGAGUCUGAAAUAGGAGAAAAGGGUAUAAACCUGAGUGGUGGCCAGAAGCAGCGGGUCAGUUUAGCCAGGGCUGUGUACAAUGAUGCAGACAUAUAUAUCCUUGAUGACCCUCUCUCUGCUGUCGAUGCUCAUGUUGGGAAGCAUAUAUUUGAAAAAGUGGUGGGACCCAAUGGAUUACUAAAAAAUAAGACUCGGAUCUUAGUCACGCACGGGGUUAGCUUCCUAAAGCAUGCUGAUAAUAUAGUGGUCCUUGUGAAUGGCAGGGUCACUGAGACUGGAUCCUACAAAACCUUACAGGCCAACAAUGGUGCAUUUGCAGAGUUUCUAAGGCUGUAUGCAAAGCAGGACGAUAAGAUGGAAGAUGAAGCCACAGUUUUUAAUGGUGGAGAUGAUGAAGAUGAUGGUGAACAGGUUGAGACGGCUGAGGUUCUUGAAGACGUUGUGGCAUCAACAGUAAAGAGGGAAAACAGCAUGCGGAAGAGGAAACGUAGCAGUGUGAGCAUGAAUGGCACCCUAAGAAGGUCAGUGAAAGAUGUUACAAAGAAAAAGACAGAGAUUGAACCAAAUGGCACAAAAGGACAGAAGCUUAUUGAAAAGGAAACGGUUGAAACAGGAAAGGUGAAAUUCUCAGUGUACAUGAAAUACUUGCGAGCUGUAGGAUGGGGAUUCAGCUUCUGGAUAUUUCUGAGCUAUAUUCUCCAGAAUGCAGCCUUUGUGGGACAAAAUAUAUGGCUGAGCGACUGGACUGGAGAUGCAGAAAAAUAUUACAACAUGACAUAUCCUAUUUCACAGAGAGACAUGAGGGUUGGAGUAUUCGGAGCUCUAGGAGUGGCACAAGCUCUCUUUGUGCUCCUGGGUGCAUUUCUUGUUUCUGGCGGUGCUGUCCGGGCUUCCAGAAUGCUUCAUACGCAACUUCUGCACAACAUGCUGCGGGUCCCUAUGCGAUUCUUUGAUACUACUCCAACAGGACGUAUUGUUAACAGGUUUGCUAAGGAUAUCCUGACUGUGGAUGAGACCAUCCCAAUGUCAUUCCGUAGCUGGAUUGCAUGCGUCCUGGGAGUUAUUGGAACCUUAUUUAUCAUAUGUUUGGCUACUCCCAUCUUCGCUGCUGUCAUCGUGCCACUCGCAAUCUUCUAUUACUUUGUUCAGAGAUUCUAUGUCACCACGUCCCGCCAGCUGAGACGCCUGGAUUCUGUCACUAGGUCUCCCAUCUACUCCCAUUUUGGGGAGACUGUCUCUGGACUGUCUGUAAUUCGUGCUUAUGGACAUCAAGAUCGGUUUCUGCAAUACAACGAAGAGACCAUCGAUAAUAAUCAGAAAAGUGUUUAUUCUUGGAUUGUCUCCAACAGGUGGUUGGCUAUUCGUCUGGAGUUUGUAGGAAACCUUACAGUCUUCUUUGCUGCCCUUUUCGCUGUGCUGGCGCGAGGGACUUUGGAGAGUGGGACCGUAGGGCUCUCCAUUUCUUCCGCUCUCAAUAUAACUCAAACCCUCAACUGGUUAGUAAGAAUGACAUCUGAGCUAGAAACCAACAUAGUUGCGGUGGAGCGAGUAGAUGAGUAUAUAAAGGUGGAGAGAGAGGCACAGUGGGUAGGAGACCAUCGGCCACCAAUAAAUUGGCCAGAGAAAGGAGUUGUCCAGUUCGUGGACUACAAAGUUCGUUACCGGCCUGAACUGGACCUUGUCUUGAAGGGUGUCUCAUGCUCCAUUGAAAGCAUGGAGAAGGUUGGUAUCGUCGGCAGGACGGGCGCCGGAAAAUCCUCACUCACCAAUUGCAUCUUUCGGAUCAUUGAGUCAGCAGGUGGCAAGAUUAUGAUCGAUGGGCUGGACAUUGCCAGCAUUGGUCUUCAUGACCUACGCCAAAAACUAACCAUUAUUCCACAGGACCCUGUCUUAUUUUCGGGCAACUUAAGGAUGAACCUGGAUCCAUUCAACCAGUACACAGAUGAGGAUAUCUGGAGAGUCCUUGAACUCUCACAUCUCAAGCCAUUCGUGGAAGGGCUUCAGGAGAAACUCUACUAUGAAGUGAGCGAAGGAGGAGAGAACCUCAGUGUUGGUCAGAGGCAACUUGUAUGCCUUGCUCGGGCUUUGCUUCGGAAAUCUAAGAUCCUAAUCCUAGAUGAAGCCACAGCUGCUGUAGACUUGGAGACGGAUAACUUAAUCCAGAGGACAAUCCGCAGCGAGUUUGCAGACUGCACAGUCCUGACUAUUGCGCAUCGGUUGCACACCAUUAUGGACAGCAGCAGGUUAAUGGUGUUGGAUGCUGGGAAGAUCUUAGAAUUUGGAAGUCCAGAUGAGCUCCUUCAGCGCCAGGGACAUUUCUUUUCUAUGGCCAAGGACGCUGGCAUUGAUAGCACUCAAAGUACAGUCCUAUAAAUAUGGGAAAAGAAGUUACAAAGACACCAACAUAACUGCACAUAGGAGACUACAGGAGAAUUUUCUGAAAACCAACUGACUCUGGAGCAUAUGAGAAUGCUCUCACACACAGUAAUGUGCAGCUGCAACAGUGAAGAAGGUUCUGAUUGCUCAUUAAUCUCAAUGAAGGGCUCCAGAUCCUGACCUGAUGGAAUACACCCACUGGAAUGUUAAUGUACCUGCUUUUCGUUGUAGGGUAAAUCUUUAUUUGGACAUAAAAUCUAAUCGAAAUGAUUACAGUGGGAUAUUUUUUUAGUAAACUAUUUAAUUUACCCACGCUGUGGGGAUUGUAUCAGCGGCAGUAUAAAGGCAGCGCUGCCUUCCCGUUUAUACUUGAAUGUACAUAUAUAUUUGUGGAAACAUACCUUAAAUUAAAGAGACAUUUUGGCAAAAAAA